Messenger RNA from Nicotiana tabacum (common tobacco), 715 nucleotides. NCBI's taxonomy places the organism in Eukaryota, Viridiplantae, Streptophyta, Magnoliopsida, Solanales, Solanaceae. The record is from RefSeq and is a predicted model, not a curated record.
AGCAUUUUCUUCUCUUUUCAUCUUUUCUUCUCUAUAUAUAUUACACACUCAUAUUUUGGUGUGGCCAAUAGUAUACUUUGUGUUUUGCUUAAAGAAGACAAUGAAGAGCAAGUUCUUCCUUUGUUUUCGUCCCAUUGUUGAGGACUCUGUUAUUCACAACCACACUAUUGAUCGGUCUUCUCCAAUUAUUACAAAAAGAUGUGGCAAAAAUGAUCCACUGUUUGAGUCAAGAAGUAAUUACAGGCGAAAUAGAAGGGACAAGUUCCAUGGUGAUCACUCAGGGAAUCAAGAAACACUAGUUUUGAAGGGUAAUCAUAACCAGCAAAGGGAAAUUACUUCAAUUGGCAAUCUAUCUAAGGGAAAGCAGUCAUCAAGGCCAUAUUCAUACAACCACAGAAAUACCAUAAGUGCUUCAGCAGCAGCAAGUGAUGAUAUCAAGAAAUCUAGCUCAAGUGUUUAUUUAAUUAUUUUCGCCUUAUUUGCGACCAUCUAUUUUGGUAGGGUUUAUGCAAUAGUCUUAACAUCGUUAUGGCUUCUAUUGUUCUCUUUGGUACCGAAGUCAAUUUGCAGGAUACUUGAUAAAUUCUUUAUAGUAGGAUAUAGAGUACAAAAACAAAGCUAUAAUGGAUCAUGAUGUUGAAAUGAGACGGAUGUAAAAAAACACGCGAUCUAAGGGCGGAGCUAAGGGGCACAAAGAGGUCCAUCCGAAUUCUCA